CUACGGGAGCCCACAAGGGACAAUGAAUGUGCGUGAGAGAGCGACAGAAAGAAAGUGUCUUUACUGCAUUGGCAGUGUGGUUGGGAUCAUUCUAAUGCUCAAAAAUUAAGCUGUUACAGUCACAUGCUUUCCAGGUGGAAUUGCAUAGUGGAUCAACAUCUGAAGGGAUUUUGCUGUGUUCAGAAUUCAUCAGCUUUGACAUUAUCCACAACACCACUGGCUCAGAUUCAGCCCGAAACCAUGUCAGAUCCAGAUCCGAGGUCCUGUGUUUGGAUUUUCUUAACAAGGCUUAACAAAAGAAAAGAAAAAAAUAGUAAAUGAGUCAAAAGUCAGAAUUGGAGAAUAAUUGGUCAAGACCACUUUAAAAAUGUAAAGUGGACUGGCUCCUUGCAAGAAAAGUAGAAAGAAAUAAGAGGUGACUCAAGACUAUAGCUGUCCUACUAUUUGCUCUGCGCACGUCCUACCUGUAGCGUACCAAUGCUGGGCACUUGGACACUGGGAAGGAGCAUGAAGGAAAUCCUCUUAACCAGGUAAUCUCUCCACCCAUCUGCUGCUACUGUCUUCCACCAACAUGCCAUUCCCUCCACUGGCCUUUAUCGCCAGUGCAAAUAAAAGGCCAUGCUGCUGUCUCCUCAGGCUGAAAGGAACUGGGAGAGUGUUUGUUCAGUGCUCGAAGAUGUGUUGGAGAGCCAGUCACACAGGCAGUUAUUUGCUUUAGAGCUUGGUUCUGGAACUGGCCAGCAUAUCAUACGGUUUGCUCAGAAGAUGCCCUUUGUCAUUUGGCAGCCAUCAGACAUCAAAGAGGAUUCUCUAGAGAGUAUCAAGGCAUAUAUUGCUGCAACCCAAGCAAAGACGGUGCUACCACCUGUUCACCUGGAUGCCAGUGAUCCGUGGGAGAAAUGGGCAGGACUGAGUCACAACUCCUGUGACGUUAUUAUUUCCAUUAAUUUACUGCAAUACAGCUCCUUCAAAACAGCCCAGGUAGGCCUGGUUGCUUAUAAAUCAACUGAAGAGCUUGAGAUAUCCCCACAGUAUUUUAUUUACUUAUCAUUUUCUCAGGGAGUGUUCAGUGGAGCAGGACAGAUCCUCAAACAAAACGGCCUUUUGAUAACAUAUGGGGUGUAUGCUGUUAAUGGCAUCAUCACACCAAGUUGUAAUGAAAAGCUGGAUGAGGAGCUACGAAAAAUGAAUCCAGACUGGGGUCUUCCAGAUAUCGACGUGCUCAGACAGCUGGCCUAUGGGAACGGGAUGCGUAUGGAGCGGAUAGUAAGUCAUGUAUCUCGGCUUGGAGGCGAUUCCACCUCCCAGCAGCAUGCCUUUUACACUUGUAAUGUUUCCUUCUUUUAGAUUGAGAUGGAAGAAUACUACAAAUGCCUCAUCUUCAGAAAACUCUAAAGAAACCAAAAUACCAAAAGGACAUUAAUUAGUUCACAUCAGUUAUGAGUGUAAGUCUAUAGUCUUUAUA
Molecule: messenger RNA, 1465 nt
Organism: Haplochromis burtoni (Burton's mouthbrooder)
Lineage: Eukaryota; Metazoa; Chordata; Actinopteri; Cichliformes; Cichlidae
Product: methyltransferase-like 26 B
Exons: 6
Coding region: 619-1347 (242 amino acids)
Source: RefSeq, a predicted model, not a curated record